Messenger RNA from Populus nigra (black poplar), 7279 nucleotides. RefSeq lists its product as uncharacterized. NCBI's taxonomy places the organism in Eukaryota, Viridiplantae, Streptophyta, Magnoliopsida, Malpighiales, Salicaceae. The record is from RefSeq and is a predicted model, not a curated record. Gene Ontology annotation, molecular function: ATP hydrolysis activity; ADP binding; DNA binding. Bases 361 to 6186 code for a protein of 1941 amino acids. The transcript is spliced from 4 exons.
GGGAUAUCCAUUAUUAUUUUUUGCUUCAACUCCAUUAUUGUUUUUCCUCGAACCGUUCUUCUCUCUGUGCUAUUACUGUAACAAUCUCUUCCAUAUUAUACCAUUCUCUGUUCCAUAUACUCUUCUCUUGCCUGUGCUUUCUGCUCUUUUUUUCUGAUCACUGCUCAGGGCAAGGCAGCUCUUGCAGGGCAUCUUGAAUCCAGAUCCCUUUUCUUUACUGAUUGUUUAAGCGAACCAGUAACCAGACAUUUAAAGAACCUCAUUUUGCUGCCAGAAGCGUUCAGAUCCUUUGCAAAGUUUCCACAACAACUGGGAUCCACGCGUUAACAUUAUUGAGGUCGAACAGAGCCAGUGAUCAAAAUGAGUCGACCAAAUGAUCGUUUUUGGGAAUAUGUUGAAAAGAUGGAUGGUGGUAGCAUGACGUGUACGUUUUGUGGGCAUUGUUUUUCCCAAGGUACUUCCGUUACGAGGAUCAAAUUGCAUUUGGCAAAAGUGAAAGGGCGUGGUGUUAAAAUUUGUGAAAAUGUUCCACCAGAAGUUCGAGAUGCAGCUUGUGAAGCAAUUGAUGGCCCCCCAGAAAAGAAACUUAAAACUGUUGCAGGCUCAAGCACUAACGAGGUCGCUAAUGCAAUUUCAGCUUCAACGCAAGAACGGAACAUUGAAGUGACACAUGUAGAGAUGGCACAACAAGGAGGACCUUUUUUCACUGGAGAACUUGCACGGGCAAAUGAUUUGAUUGGAGCGGCUGAACUUGUGCAGCUGGAGAGAGGUAGUUCUCCUGAGAGGCCAUCAAUUAAUCAAACAGAUGAGCCUCGAGGAGAUUCAUCCCGACCAACAGAUGAUCAACUCUGUUCUCCAUCCGUAAACAAUGAUGCCAAUAUGAACGAUGUGCAGAACAUGGUUGCAUUCAGGAUAGAACCAGUACCGGUUCAAGUGUUGGAACAAAGCAAUGCAGAAGUUGACAGUUUGGCAGGGCAUGCUGGAAGGAUACAAGUGGGAGUUCAUGGCAUGGAACAAGGUGCGGAGGAAGAGAGAAUUUGUCCGAACUCAGCGGCAAAUGGCAUGGAAAACACUGGUGAUGGAUCUAGUUAUCAUUCCAGGAGACUAAUGAUUGAUGCACAUGAUAGUACAGGGGAAGCUACACAAAGAAUAGAUCUAGUGCAACGAUUAGAAGAGGAAACUUGGGGUCAGAUGAAUGCAAUCUCUGCUUUUUUAAUGGGGGAGGAGGACGUGGAGAACAAUCGUGGAAGAUUAGUGCAGCCUGGCACAGGAGCUAGCUCUUCUGGAGGGGUUGCAUGCAACACAAAUGAGAUUAAAGGAUAUGCACUUCCAACGAGAAAAAUGGUGGGUCAAGCAUUCGAAGAACAUAAGAAGACUAUCUCAUCUUUGUUGAUGCGCAAUGAAUUUUCAAGCAUUGGCAUCUAUGGUAUGGGUGGGGUGGGUAAGACCACAUUGUUGACACAUCUACAUAAUCAGCUUUUAAAAAGAGCAGACACUCCUGUUUACUGGAUUACUGUUUCACAAGAUACCAGCAUUAAUAAAUUGCAGACAAGUUUGGCAAGACGGAUUGAUUUAGAUCUUUCUACUGAAGAUGAGGAGUUGUAUAGAGCUUCCAAAUUGUCAAAAGAAUUAAAAAAGAAACAGAAAUGGGUUCUGAUUUUGGAUGAUUUGUGGGAGGCUUUUGACCUACAAAAGCUGGGAGUUCCUGACCAAGUUGAGGGAUGCAAGCUGAUUCUUACAUCUCGAUCAGAAAAAGUUUGUCAACAGAUGAAAACCCAACACACCAUCAAAGUGCAGCCUAUUUUAGAGAGAGAAGCUUGGACUUUGUUUACUGAGAGACUUGGACAUGACAUAGCACUUUCCCCAGAAGUUAAACGAAUUGCUGAGGAUGUUGUAAGGGAAUGUGCUGGUUUGCCACUGGGAAUUAUUACAAUGGCAGGAAGCAUGAGAGGAGUGGAGGAGCCACAUGAGUGGAGGAAUACAUUGAAGAAAUUGAAAGAAUCAAAAUGUAGGGAAAUGGAAGAUAAGGUAUUCCGGUUAUUGAGAUUUAGUUAUGAUCAGUUAAAUGAUUUAGCAUUACAACAAUGUCUCUUGUAUUGUGCAUUGUAUCCCGAAGAUUAUAUGAUUGAAAGGGAGGAGCUGAUAGGUUAUUUGAUCGAUGAGGGAAUAAUUGAAGGAAUGAGGAGCAGGCAAGAAGCAUUUGACGAGGGCCACACGAUGCUUGAUAAACUUGAAAAAGUUUGUUUAUUGGAAAGAGCUGGUUAUGGUGAUUACGAUAGAUGUGUCAAGAUGCAUGACUUGAUUAGGGACAUGACCCACCAAAUACUCCAAACAAACUCUCCAGUCAUGGUUAGGGAUUUUCUUCGAGGAUUACCAGAUGUGGAUAUGUGGAAAGAGAAUCUAGUGAGAGUCUAUCUGAAGGGUUGUAAUGUCAAGGAAAUUCCUUCUAGGCAUUCACCAAGAUGUCCCAAUCUCUCAACUCUAUUGCUAUGUGAUAAUGAAGGGUUGCGAUUUAUUGCAGAUUCGUUUUUCACACAAUUGCAUGGGCUCAAGGUUCUUGAUCUGUCUCGUACAAGUAUCACAGAAUUGCCUGAUUCUGUCUCUGAACUAGUGAGUCUCACUGCAUUAUUACUCGAAGAUUGCAGUGAUUUAAGGCAUAUACCACCAUUAAAAAUGCUCGGAGCACUGAAAAGGUUAGAUCUCUCUGGUACUAGGUCGCUUGAAAAGAUGCCUCAAGGCAUGCAAUGUCUAUCCAACCUGAGGUAUCUGAGGAUGGAUGGAUGUGGUGUCAAGGAGUUUCCUAGUGGGAUAUUACCAAAACUCUCUCACCUGCAAGUCUUCAUAUUAGAGGAGAUUGAUGAUGACUACGUUCCAGUAACAGUUAAAGGAAAAGAAGUAGGAUGCUUGAGGGAGUUGGAAAAAUUGGCAUGCCAUUUUGAAGGUCAAUCUGACUUUGUGGAGUAUCUCAAUUCUCGGGAUAAGACUCGAUCACUAAGUACAUACAGAAUUUUCAUAGGACCACUGGAUGAAGAUUAUUAUAAUGAAAUAACUGAUUAUGGCGGAAGUAAAACAGUUUGGUUGGGUAAUUUGUGUAACAAUGGAGAUGGAGAUUUUCAAGUCAUGUUCCCUAAUGACAUUCAAGAACUUUUUAUUUAUAAAUGUUCAUGUGAUGUUUCGUCUGGAAUAGAGCAUUCAAUAGAACUGGAGGUCAUCCACAUUGAGGAUUGCAAUAGCAUGGAGAGCUUGAUUUCAUCUUCUUGGUUUUGCCCUUCUCCAACACCAUUUCCAUCUUAUAAUGGUGUAUUUUCUAGUCUUAAAGUGUUCAAUUGCUCUGGAUGUAGUAGUAUGAAGAAGUUGUUCCCUCUUGUCUUGCUGCCAAACCUCGUAAACCUAGAAAAGAUUACAGUUAGAGAAUGUGAGAAAAUGAAGGAGAUAAUAGGUGGAACAAGAUCAGAUGAAGAAAGCAGCAGCAGCAGCUCCGAAUUCAAGCUCCCAAAGUUGAGAACUCUGGCAUUGGAAGAUUUACCAGAACUGAAAAGAAUUUGUAGUGCACAGCUUAUUUGCGAUUCUCUCCGAGAAAUUGAAGUAAGGAAUUGCAACAGCAUGGAGAGCUUGGUUCCAUCUUCUUGGAUUUGCCUCGUAAACCUAGAAAAGAUUAGAGUAGAAGAAUGUGAGAAGAUGGAGGAGAUAAUAGGCGGAACAAGAUCAGAUGAAGAAAGCAGCAGCAGCAGCUCCGAAUUCAAGCUCCCAAAGUUGAGAACUCUGGCAUUGUUUAAUUUACCAGAAUUGAAAAGCAAAUGGAGUGCAAAACUGAGGUGCGAUUCUCUCCAACAAAUUGAAGUAAGGAAUUGCAACAGCAUGGAGAGCUUGGUUCCAUCUUCUUGGAUUCCCCUCGUAAACCUAGAAAAGAUUAGAGUAGAAGAAUGUGAGAAGAUGGAGGAGAUAAUAGGCGGAACAAGAUCAGAUGAAGAAAGCAGGAGCAGCAGCUCCGAAUUCAAGCUCCCAAAGUUGAGAUCUCUGGCAUUGAAAGAUUUACCAGAACUGAAAAGAAUUUGUAGUGCAAAGCUUAUUUGCGAUUCUCUCCGAGUAAUUGAAGUAAGGAAUUUCAACAGCAUAGAGAGCUUGGUUCCAUCUUCUUGGAUUUCCCUCGUAAACCUAGGAAUGAUUAUAGUUAGAGAAUGUGAGAAGAUGGAGGAGAUAAUAGGCGGAACAAGAUCAGAUGAAGAAAGCAGCAGCAGCAGCUCCGAAUUCAAGCUCCCAAAGUUGAGAUAUCUGGUAUUGUUUAAUUUACCAGAACUGAAAAGAAUUUGUAGUGCAAAACUGAGGUGCGAUUCUCUCGAAAAAAUUGUAGUACGGAACUGCAACAGCAUGGAGAGCUUGGUUCCAUCUUCUUGGAUUUGCCUCGUAAACCUAGAAAAGAUUACAGUUGGAGAAUGUGAGAAGAUGGAGGAGAUAAUAGGCGGAACAAGAUCAGAUGAAGAAAGCAGCAGCAGCAGCUCCAAAUUCAAGCUCCCAAAGUUGAGAACUCUGGCAUUGUUUAAUUUACCAGAACUGAAAAGAAUUUGUAGUGCACAGCUUAUUUGCGAUUCUCUCCGAGAAAUUGAAGUAAGGAAUUGCAACAGCAUGGAGAGCUUGGUUCCAUCUUCUUGGAUUUGCCUCGUAAACCUCGAAAAGAUUAGAGUAGAAGAAUGUGAGAAGAUGGAAGAGAUAAUAGGCGGAACAAGAUCAGAUGAAGAAAGCAGCAGCAGCAGCUCCGAAUUCAAGCUCCCAAAGUUGAGAACUCUGGCAUUGUUUAAUUUACCAGAAUUGAAAAGCAAAUGGAGUGCAAAACUGAGGUGCGAUUCUCUCCAACAAAUUGAAGUAAGGAAUUGCAACAGCAUGGAGAGCUUGGUUCCAUCUUGUUGGAUUCCCCUCGUAAACCUAGAAAAGAUUAGAGUAGAGGAAUGUGAGAAGAUGGAGGAGAUAAUAGGCGGAACAAGAUCAGAUGAAGAAAGCAGCAGCAGCAGCUCCGAAUUCAAGCUCCUAAAGUUGAGAACUCUGGCAUUGUUUAAUUUACCAGAACUGAAAAGAAUUUGUAGUGCAAAACUGAGGUGCGAUUCUCUCCGAGAAAUUGAAGUAAGGAAUUGCAACAGCAUGGAGAGCUUGGUUCCAUCUUCUUGGAUUUGCCUCGUAAACCUAGAAAAGAUUACAGUUGGAGAAUGUGAGAAAAUGGAGGAGAUAAUAGGCGGAACAAGAUCAGAUGAAGAAAGCAGCAGCAGCAGCUCCAAAUUCAAGCUCCCAAAGUUGAGAUAUCUGGCAUUGUUUAAUUUACCAGAACUGAAAAGAAUUUGUAGUGCAAAACUGAGGUGCGAUUCUCUCCAACAAAUUGUAGUACGGAACUGCAACAGCAUGGAGAGCUUGGUUCCAUCUUCUUGGAUUUGCCUCGUAAACCUGGUAGAGAUUAGAGUAGAAGAAUGUGAGAAGAUGGAGGAGAUAAUAGGCGGAACAAGAUCAGAUGAAGAAAGCAGCAGCAGCAGCUCCGAAUUCAAGCUCCCAAAGUUGAGAACUCUGGCAUUGUUUAAUUUACCAGAACUGAAAAGAAUUUGUAGUGCAAAACUGAGGUGCGAUUCUCUCCGAGAAAUUGAAGUAAGGAAUUGCAACAGCAUGGAGAGCUUGGUUCCAUCUUCUUGGAUUUGCCUCGUAAACCUAGAAAAGAUUACAGUUGGAGAAUGUGAGAAAAUGGAGGAGAUAAUAGGCGGAACAAGAUCAGAUGAAGAAAGCAGCAGCAGCAUCACCGAAUUCAAACUCCCAAAGUUAAGAUCUCUGACAUUGUUUAAUUUACGAGAAUUGAAAAGCAAAUGGAGUGCAAAACUGAGGUGCGAUUCUCUCCAACAAAUUGAAGUAAGGAAUUGCAAUAGCAUGGAGAGUUUGGUUCCAUCUUCUUGGAUUUCCCUCGUAAACCUAGAAAAGAUUACAGUUAGAGGAUGUGAGAAGAUGGAGGAGAUAAUAGGUGGAACAAGAUCAGAUGAAGAAAGCAGCAGCAACAGCACCGAAUUCAAACUCCCAAAGUUAAGAGAAUUGGGCUUGAUUGAUUUACCAGAACUGAAAAGAAUUUGUAGUGCAAAACUGAUUUGUGAUUCUCUCCGAAUUAUUGACGUACACACAUGUGAGAAGCUCAAUUUGUCUUCUAUCUCCCCCUUCUAUUGAAAAAAUAUAUAUACAUCCAAAAGAAUGGUGGGAGUCAGAAGUGGAGUGGGAGGAUCCUAACGCUAAGGAAGUCCUUCGUCCCUUUAUAGUGUUUUGGGCCGAGCCAUUGGUAGGAAACGACUCCGCCUUCAAUAUAAUAUAAUAGAUAUUGAAUUCCUCUCUUUCUCUCACAAUCUUAAUUUAAUUUGAAUGAAUUAUUAGCCUCAACAACAUCCAUUGCUGUGUGUUUAUAUUAAAUUUGACCCACAAGUAUGAUUAACCUAAUGAUUUUAUUUUAUCAUUCCCAAUCGUAGCACCUUUUAUAUUUGUCCCUUUAAUUUUGAGACACUAAUUAAAUAUUAUCUAAAAUUCCUCUUUUUAUUUAUUAUUUAUAGGAAGAUGCUUAAUUUGUUUAUGUGGGAUUGGAUAACUAUUGUCUUUUUAAAGGCUAGAUUUUAAAUGAGAAUUUGAUCAGCUUUAAAGUUUGUUCCUUUAUAAUAAUUUGAUAAUCUUUUUGUAGAUAAUUUGACAGCCGGUGAAGGAUUCCAAAGCUGCAGAAUGUUUGUUGUUAAGGCAUUUCAAGGAGAGAUGAUGCAUCUGGGGAAGCUAAAGGGGAUCCACACUCUGCAUAGCUUCGGGCAUGGAGACCCCCUGGCACAAGAUGCGGUGGAUUCUCCAGGAAUCCUACUUUCUCUAGUCUCAUGUCAGACAAUUUCAUAUAAUGCUUUUGAAUUGAGUACCAAAUUUAUUAUUGCUGUGGGAUAUCUGGGUACAUAGCCUCUCUCUGUCUCUCUGAAUCUUUCUGUCUACUUAUAACCAAUUCUCUUCCUGAUUCAAGCCUUGUUGUCUGCAUUAAGUUCCAUCCACAAGGAAGCAAAAGAAUGGCGUGAGUCAGUAGUGGAGUGGGAGCAUCCUGAUGCUGAGGAUGUCCUUCACUUGGUCUCAUGCAUAGAGAUAUUAAGCCUGACAACUUACUGUUUCGUAGUGUACGUGAGUAGGAUGCUCCUCCUAAGGCCACAGAUUUUGAGCUCUCUGUAAUAAUCUAUACGCCAUGUAUGGUACCUUGUACGCUUGUUUUGGUGUCACAGAUUGAAUGAAUUUUUAUUUUCAUCAA